Rhagoletis zephyria (snowberry fruit fly) is the source of this 3617-nucleotide messenger RNA. RefSeq lists its product as uncharacterized. Gene Ontology annotation, cellular component: nucleus. The record is from RefSeq and is a predicted model, not a curated record. Gene Ontology annotation, molecular function: RNA binding. Lineage: Eukaryota; Metazoa; Arthropoda; Insecta; Diptera; Tephritidae.
CGCCGACACAAUGAAGAUGUCAAAGUUGUCCAAUCAGACGAACUCGCAGGAUCCGCAGGCGGUGAAUUCGCGCAUUUUUGUGGGCAAUUUGAAUACGUUCCAGUGUUCGAAGACAGAUGUGGAACGCAUGUUUCAGAUCUAUGGACGGUUGGCGGGCAUAUCAAUGCAUAAGGGCUAUGCAUUUGUGCAGUUCACAAAUCCGUUUGAUGCACGCAACGCUUGCCAUGGCGAGGAUGGGCGCACGGUGCUGAGCCAAACGUUGGAUGUCAAUAUGGUUGCUGAGCCCAAACCACAUCAGAUCGGUAGAAAGCGACAGAAUGUGUCCAAAACUGGAAAUGAUUGGGACUACUUCUAUGACAGCUACUGCUCGUCGGCGCUGCUCCGUUCAUCUGGCGUCCGUCCGAAAAAGCGUAAACGCCUAAUGACAACCACAUCGCGAAUGCUCAGCGAUGCAGUGAAUAGCAGCAACAUAAAUGCUGCUGUCGCUGCGGCUGCACUGGCCCAACAACAGCAGCAGUUGCAUCAACAGCAACAACAACAGCAGCAGCAGCAAACCUCCCACUUGUUGCCCCAUCCGCACCACCAUCAGCAGCAAGUGCAACAGCAACACCAGCACCAACAUCAACAUCAACAUCAACAACAACAACAGCAUCAACAACAAGUGGCCGCUGUAGCCAUGGCCGCUAUGACAGCCAAUUUGUUGCCACAGCAACAAUUGUUGCUACAUCAGCACCAGCAUAGCUUGUUGGGCAAUGCUAAUAGUGCGGCAGCAGCCGCCGCCGCAGCCGCUGCAGCAGCGGCCACAUGCAAUGGCGUUACAGGAGGAGGUGGUGGUGGUGGUGGCGCCUCUGCCAAUGCGGCUCAGCACAAUCUCAACGUGUUCUUGCAACAACAACAGCAACUUAAGCAGCAACAGCAACAGGCGGCGGCAGCGGUCAGCCAGUACACAUUGUCGGCCGCAGCAGCGGCGGCAGGUGGUUUACAAUUGAAAUCGUCGUCCGUGCAAAAUGCUACGUCGGCAAUAAUUGCUGCCGCUAAUCAAACAUCACUGUUGAAUGGUGGUGGCGCCACGGCUGGUGCUGGCGGUGUGGGCAACGAGCAAAUGUCAACAACAGCCACGAGCUAUGGCAGCUUGGUAAAUGGUCACAGUCAGCAGCAUCAACAACAACAAUCACAGUAUGUUGGUGGUGGUGGUGGUGGCGGCGGCUUGCAGCCGUUAACGUUGUCACUGAACAGUAUGCAUCAGUCACCACAGCAGCAGCAACAACAACAGCAUAAGUCAUCAGUGCUGCUGCAAAAGCAAACACACCAGCAGCAGCAGCAAAACCAUCAGCAACAACAACAGCAGCUGCAGCAGCAACAAGAGCAAUUAACUACGAAUCAACAAUGGGGACCGUUCAAAGUUUACAGCAAUCCGGACACAUUAAUUUGCGGCAAUUGUCGGGAAUGUUUCAACGAACUGGCUGAGUUAUUAGACCACAAACGGAGUUAUUGCAAGUUGCGUUUCACUUGCAAGUGCCAGGAUGUUGCAUUCGCUGCAAAAACACCGCCAAUGAGCGCCAAACUGUUAUGUGCGGUUUGCAAGGACGCCUUUACCAAUCCCUGGGAUCUGAUGGUGCACGCUCAGGCCGCCCACAUGGUCAACAUUUACGAAUUGGGCAAUGAGGCUAAUAACAAUUACAACAACAAUACCGAUUGUGCUGUUGUUGCCGAUGUCGCCAAUGUUUCAACAAGCAGCAACAACAACAACAACAACAACAACAACAAUGCCACAGUAUUCACCACUGCCACGAGCGCUCUUGCCAACUACAACAACAGCAGCAGCAGCGGCAGCAACAACAACAACAACAAACCCCACACUAUGGCCAACGCUGAUUUGGCCAACAGUGUACAAUUUCCGUCACCGCCUUCACAGUUUAAGAUCGAGUUAAAUAAUAACAACAACAAUAGCAAUAACAAGAAUAUAGCCACAUGUAACAGUGGCAGCAACAAUCACACCAACAACAAUAACAUAACUAGUGGCCAUGAAAUACAAAUGUCGCCAACAAGCGAAACAUUGGCCACGAAACAAGCACCAACAUUGGGAGCUGGCAAAUUAGAGAACAGCAACAACAACAACAACAACAGCAUCGACAUAGUAACAACCAUGGGCUCGACCGCUGCUGCUGCUGGUAAUAAUGGUUUCAACGCCAGCAACGGACAUGUCGCCGCCGAUGCUGAUCAUUGCAUGGAUGGCAAAUUUGGCAUUUGUAAUAGUCCGAAUUCCGCAAUUGCCAAAGAAGAGGCUGAUUCCCCCAUGGAUGGCCACAUUUCGAUCUUGCCGCAUAGUGCCCAUCAUCAUACAGAGGAUGUAAAAAUGUUAAAUGGUUCACUUUCCUCGCGGGGUAGUUCACCAGCAUUGGAGCAUGAGGAUCAGGAGGACCAGCAGCAACAGCAACAGCAGCAGGAGCAAAACGCACAGCCCGCCUGCAUUGUGCGCACGCUGAGUAUUGAAGCAGCUACCGCCUCGGGCACAACAACCAGCUUGAUGACCAGCACAUUGGCUUUAAGCCUUACAAAUGGCGUUGCCAAUGCAGCAGCUGCACUGGCACCACAAUAGAGCGUCGCCAACGACAAAUGGUAAAAUACAAAAAAAAAUGAAAAAUAUAUACAUAAAUAAAAAAAGCAGCAGCGUGUGACUUAUGAUAUACAAAUACAAACAAAAGUCAAAUUAAAACGAAUGAUGUAUGGAGGCGGCGUGUUGGUAUACGUGGCGUAUGAGCAACAGCGGGUAUGUAAGGCAUACCAGUGCUAGCUAUCAGCUGCAAGUAUGUAUGCAUAUAGUAUUUACAUAUAGUACAUAUAGUAUGUACACAAGAGGCGUAUUAUAUAUAUACAAAUGCAAAUUUGUUAUUAAGUGAAAAAUUAAAAGUAAACUUAAUUCCGAGUUUUUCGUUUUCGGCGUCGGUUUCACUUGUUUUUUUUUUUUGACAAAAUCAGCAAUAAAAAAGUUAAAAGUUCAGCCAGCAAAAUGUGCGCACAAAUUUAAGUAAAAACCAAAAUUGGUUUAAGCAUUUGCAAGCUGUAGUUGAAAAUCUUUUUUUUUUGCUUUUGAGUGAAAAAAAAUAAAAAAUUUAAAAGUAAAAUAAUUAAAUGCAUUACUAGUUAUUAUUUAUUGUCCACUUUAGCUGUUGGCCACACACGCGCGCUGUGGCUUUUGGACAUUUUUCCUUAUUUUUCGUAAGCAUAAAUUAUUUGCAGAUGACAGUAGGUCUCACAUACACAUGUACAAUGGCUGUACAUACAUACAUAUGUAUGUGUGACCAAUUGUUAUAGCGUCUGUCGGUCAUUCAUUUUACAUAUUUACGCGGAGUGUUAAAAUAUUACGAUUUUAUGUAAAGUUGCUAAAUUUACUUUUGUGGAUUUUCGGAUUUUUGAAUUUCCUUCAUACUUUUAACUGUCCUUAUGCUAUUUGUGAGGCAAUUCUAAAAUUAUUUAAAUCUCACGAUAUAAUGUUUACAUAAUUUCAUAUAUUAAGUUGGAUCGGAAAAUGGUCAAUUUCCUAAUAAUUUGAUUAAACAUGUAAAAGGAUGCCUCAAAAUGUAAUAACCGCUUACUGAUUUAUUUUCAGCUUAAAA